Molecule: messenger RNA, 595 nt
Organism: Trichomonas vaginalis G3
Lineage: Eukaryota; Parabasalia; Trichomonadida; Trichomonadidae
Exons: 1
Source: RefSeq, a predicted model, not a curated record
AUGAAUUCAAAAAUUAAAGGAAUAACGGAUGAUAUAACAUCAAUUCCACCAGAAGAACAAAGAUAUUACGCAUUAAAUGCAUUUCCUAAAGUUUUGAAGAUUGGAAGAUUUAAUUUAAAUGAGGAAUUCAUAAAAGGUUUCCUAAAUGACAUAAUGAAGAAGGCAAAUUUGGUUUAUGUUGAUGAAAAAGAUAAUGAAAUUAUAGAAAGGGUUGAUAGUGAAUUAAUGAAGAAAGCAAAUUUGGUUUAUGUUGAUGAAAAAGAUAAUGAAAUUAUAGAAAGGGUUGAAUGGUAUCAUGAACGGACAUCAAAGAUUUUAAAAACUAAAGCUGAUACAGGAUGGGUUUCAGGAUGUUUAGACCUUAAAGCAGAUAAGGAAUAUGUUAACGAUGAGUUAAAUAAGAAGGCAGAUAAGGAAUAUGUUAACGAUGAGUUAGGGAAGAAGGCAGAUAAGGAAUAUGUUAACGAUGAGUUAAAUAAGAAGGCAGAUAAAACAUAUGUUAACGAUGAGUUAGGGAAGAAGGCAGAUAAGGAAUAUGUUAACGAUGAGUUAGGGAAGAAGGCAGAUAAGGAAUAUGUUAACGAAAUAUACCAAA